This is a messenger RNA of Funneliformis geosporum, 2028 nucleotides long. NCBI's taxonomy places the organism in Eukaryota, Fungi, Glomeromycota, Glomeromycetes, Glomerales, Glomeraceae. The record is from the annotation of a GenBank genome assembly.
AUGUUCUCAAGAGAAACCUUUAUUCAUGAUGCUGAAUUGGAUAUCGUCGUACCAAAUGACACAUUAAUAUGCAAUGAAGAAAAGAUCGAUGAUGUCAUUUUCGCUCAACAAAGAACUCAAACUUAUUAUGAUGAAAUCCUCCAUUUUUAUUUGAUAAUAACUCUACCACCCGAAUCAAAUCUCGCGAAUAAAGAUGAAGCAAUUAAUUUCUUUAAAAAACUCGACGUUACGUUAGAAACAACCUUAACCGGUACUACAAAUUAUUCAUCACAAUUGGUUUAUCUUAAUCCUUCACCAUUAUCCUCUGUUAGUGGGUAUGAUACAAGAUCGAGAUCAAAUUCAGAUGCUACAUCUCCUUCUGUACCUGGUACUCCUAUAAGUAUUUACAGUUCAAAUUCUACGUGUGAUAAAAAAAUUUCUGGUAAAGUUACCGAUGGAAUUAUUAUUUAUUCUGCUCAAUGCAAUUCAAAGAAAAAAAAUAAUAAUAAAAUGGUGGUAGUUGAAAGAAAUGAUUGUUGGAUUUGCGUUUUGCCUUUAUCUUCACCUGUGGUUUAUGCAAAAUCGUGUGUUCAAAGUCCCGCGAUUGCAUUAAACAUUACCGUUACACAAAUCCCGGUUUCUAGAGAAAUCGUUGAUUCAGAUUUGUAUUCCAUGGAAAAUUUUGGUAUCAACUUGCUAGAAGGCUUAAAUGAUGACCCGGCAUUUGAAUCGUUGAAUACGUCAUGUUCAAUUUCAGCAACAUCGACAAAACGAACAAGCAUUUAUUCUGCAUUACCUUCAACAUAUAUUAAAAGGUGCUCACGUAAAGUACUUUCGGUAAAAUCAGCAUUAAAUGUUCGUAUGAGAACAACAAGCAUCUCGCCAUUGGAAAAUUCCCUAAUGAUGUCCAUUGAAUUAGAAAACAAUAUUGAAAACAAUAGUGUUUUCACUAUUGAUGAUGUCAAAGUCGAAGUUACCCAUGGUAUUGUCACCAGAUAUACUUGGGGAUUUUCCAAUGAUAAGUUUCCGAUUUCAUUACAACCAAUAGAUCAAGCAACUUUCUUGUAUAGUAUAACAAUUUUGGAAGAUCCUUCAUUCCCAAAACCUACAAACGCCACACAACUUUGUCCAACACCUUCACAUUUAAAAUCAUCAAAAAGUGAUUCAAUCGCAUCAAUUCAUUCAUUAAACGCGUCACCAGUUGAAAAUAAACAACGAUCUCUUUCAAUAACAAUAAAAGGAUGUCCAAUGAUUGACGGAGUUAAAUCACCGUUUAUAGAAUCAAAAUGGAACUGCACUUUAGAUUUACCAACUUUAUUAAAAUCCGAUGAUUUAACGGCUUCAUCUUAUUUAGGAGGAAUGAAAACUCCAUCAACUUUAAGUACAAGAAGUUCACUUUAUUUACCCAAAACUCCUCACAGCAUUAUGAAUGAUUCGCCCAUUUUAAAACAUAAAUCUUUUGAUGUUGAUGGAAUUAAUGGAAUUUUAUCUAAUGGAAGAUUACCAAUUUUACAGAAACAGAGCAAUAAUGCGAAUGUUUGUGAUGACGUUGUUGUCUCUUUUGUAGUUGACGGUAACCCUGUGGUAGGUCAAGUAUUUAUCGUAAAUGCAUUUAUAGUGAAUAAAUCAAGCCAUUCUAGAAGUUUUACAAUUAUGGUUCCAAACAAAAAAAGAUCUAAUGAAAAGUCACUAAAAAUUCAAUCACAACUAUCAAAUAAAACUUUAUCAAGUACUGAAACGUAUAUAACUUUAAUUGAAAAUAAUCAUGAGGACAUAAAACCUUUAGAAGAUCCAUUCAUGGAUGAAACAGAAUUUUUAAGAAAAAAUUGGGAAUUCGAAACCUCUGAUUCCGAUUUAAUUUGCUUAGAUAAUAAUGUCAGAAUUAGUCCAAUAAAUCCAUGCACGAGUGAAUCAGUAGCAUUGCAUUUUAUAUCAACAAAAGAGGCAUUACAUUUCAUUGAAUUAAUACAGCUAGUUGAUAAUGAUACUGGAUUUAUAACGAAUUUAAGAAAAGUUAUUCAAGUUUAUGUUGAAAAAUCUGCAAGAUGA